ACUUUAUGUCUGUGACUCAAACAAUUUUUAUCUCAUUUUUUUUUUACAACACCCAAGCAAAACUUGUUUAAAAUCGAAAUUCCGACGCCUUUACUCAUCUAAUUUGUAACCAAGUAACCAGUCAACAAGAAAGAAAUCUUCAGUUGAAUAGUUAAAUGUUCAGUCAGUACUUGUAUCUAACGUUGAAAUGAUAUUCUGAUAUUUUUACUAAUACAAGAAAAGUCUACAUAAGUGACGUAAAAAAACAAUAAUGGGAAGAAACGCGAUUAUAGCGGUAUGUACGCUGAACCAGUGGGCACUAGAUUUCGAGGGUAACCUAAACAGAAUACGCCAAAGUAUUAUCGAAGCGAAAAAAUGCGGAGCUUCGUACAGAAGUGGACCAGAGCUCGAAAUAUGCGGUUACAGCUGCGAAGACCACUUCUUCGAGACAGAUACGUUACUACAUUCGUGGCAAGUGCUUCUAGAGCUGCUGCUUGAUACGGAAUGUGAGAACAUCAUGGUCGACGUUGGUAUGCCAAUCAUGCACAAAAAUCUAAUUUAUAAUUGCAGAGUUGUAUUCUUGAAUCGUAAAAUCCUUCUAAUCCGUCCCAAGUUGUUAAUGUGCGAUAGCGAUAAUUAUCGCGAAUCACGAUGGUUUUGUCCGUGGCGAAAACUGCAGGAAAUCGAAGACCAUUACUUGCCUCGCAUGAUUUACAAACACACUCGACAAUCAACGGUGCCAUUUGGCGAUGCAGUAAUUGCAACCAGGGAUACGUGUAUCGGGUAUGAAAUCUGCGAAGAGAUGUGGUCUCCGCAAGCUACCCACAGCGAGUUGGGUAUCGAUGGAGUUGAAAUCAUAGUCAAUAGUUCCGGAUCGUAUACAGAGCUACGCAAAGCAGACCGAGUAAUUAGACUGAUUCAAAACGCUACUUUAAAAGCAGGAGGAUGUUAUCUGUACAGUAAUUUACGAGGAGGCGACGGUGCUCGUGUAUGUUUCAAUGGAAACUCUUGUAUCUUCUUAAAUGGCGACCUCCUCAAUCGCAGCGAGCAGUUUUCUCUCAAAGAUGUUGAAGUUGUAUGCGCCACUGUGAAUUUGGAAAAAAUAGGAAGCUAUCGUAAUCGUAUCCGCAGCAGAUCGGCAUUAUCCAGUGAUCAUCGAAGUUACCCGAGGGUGUUUGUCGGUGAUUUUGUAUUAUCUUCAGAUGCUACGUCAGAGUUACCACAAACUGCAGUUAUGAAAUGGCAAGAUCUCAAACCUGAGGAAGAAAUAACCUUGGGUCCUGCGUGCUGGUUGUGGGACUAUGUGAGGAGAUCUGGCCAAGGUGGAUUCUUCCUGCCUCUCAGUGGUGGAGUUGAUUCUUCCAGUACUGCUUGUAUCGUUUACUCGAUGUGUAACCUUAUCGUUAAAUCUUGCCAAGAAAGCGACGAGAAUGUCAUAUCGACUAUACGAAGAAUGGUAUGCGAUCCUGAGUAUAUUCCUGAAAAUCCUCGAGAACUGUGCGGUCGUUUAUUCGUCACUUGCUACAUGGGUACGGAAAAUUCCUCCAAGGAGACGCGUAAGAGAGCCGAAAGAUUAGCCGGGCAGAUUGGUAGUUACCAUAUGGGUAUAACGAUAGAUACAGCUGUCACCGCUAUUAUGGCCAUUUUCACCACCAUCACAGGUAAAGUACCACGAUUCGCUGCCCACGGAGGAUCCGCCAGAGAAUCUUUAGCUUUGCAGAAUAUUCAAGCUAGACUUCGUAUGGUUCUGUCGUAUCUGUUCGCACAACUAAUGCUAUGGGUUCGGGGUAGACCCGGUGGACUGCUGGUUCUCGGCUCCGGGAACGUGGAUGAGGCGUUACGCGGUUAUUUCACCAAAUAUGACUGUUCCAGCGCUGAUAUAAACCCUAUUGGAAGUAUUUCCAAGACAGAUUUGAAACUAUUUUUGACCUAUGCGAAAGACCAUUUUGGAUUGGAUGCUUUGGGAGAUAUUUUGAACGCUGUACCGACCGCUGAACUGGAACCUCUGCAAGAAGGUCGUUUGGUGCAGACAGAUGAACAAGAUAUGGGCAUGACCUACGACGAACUAAAUGUAUUCGGACGUCUUCGAAAACAGCAGAAUUGCGGCCCUUACUCGAUGUUCACCGAAUUGGUACCAAUAUGGGCAGCUUCUCAUACCGCCGAAGAAGUAGCUGAAAAAGUGAAGCAUUUUUUCCGCUGUUACGCUAUUAAUCGUCACAAGAUGACCGUACUGACUCCGAGCUACCACGCCGAAUUCUAUAGUCCGGACGAUAAUCGUUUCGAUCAUCGUCCCUUCCUUUAUAACGUCUCGUGGAAAUGGCAAUUUCGAGUUAUCGACGAAAAACUCCAACAAAUGAACGCAGUAUCGCCCUCGUCGUCUUUGGAUUCGAAGCGUAGCGAAGGGUUCACUUUCGGUGAUCCGAAAUCCAGCGAUUUAUCUAAAAAAUCCAACUCUGCCAAGUUCAUAUUCAAGAAUGGAUCCAGAGGUGGAGGCGGCGUUGUUGUUUCCAACAAUCGUAAUUGCGCGAAAUCUAUCUGCGUUAAUGGCAGACCGAUUGAAGAUGAUUUAAAGCCGGUUGGAAUGCUUUAUGUGUGAUGGUUUACUUAAUUCGAGAUUGUAUACACUUUUGUGAUAGAGUAGACUGAAUUUUUUUUCGUAUUUAUAAUCUUCGAGCUUUUCUAAUCAAAGAAUCACUCGAAUUGGAACGUGUAGAUUUGCACUGCUGUGUUCAAGAGUUGAUAGCUUUGGAUUCUUAUUCACGUCAGUUGAAAUUGAACACAAUUGCUAGAGAAGACGGUUCAAUUGAAGUUUAACGAUGCUCAAAAAAACCCACAUUAUUGGCAAAUUUUGAGGUUUCAAAAAUUCACAGAAAACUUUAAAAUUGAUCUCGACAUUAAAAUCCAUCGUAUUUGUAAAAUUUUUGAUACCUUUUUCCAAUCCCAUGAACGAUAUUUCAUUCAAAUCACCAAGUUCCAAUUCGACCCCCCCCCCUCCUCCAUCCCAUUGUGACCAUUGUUACCUAUAUUAAGCCCUAUUUUGUAAGAAUUAAGUAGGUAUAAAUUUAAUCCACGAAUCAAAUUUAGACAUGUGAUAAGUUGAAGCGUAAUUUUACCAGUAAAGUGUUUUCACUUUGAAGCAUAUGAAUAUUUUAUGUUUACGUGUUGUGUUAAAAGUUAGAACACCUUAGUAGCAUAGUGAACUACAAAUAAAACUCCUUCCAACUUA
Molecule: messenger RNA, 3205 nt
Organism: Planococcus citri (citrus mealybug)
Lineage: Eukaryota; Metazoa; Arthropoda; Insecta; Hemiptera; Pseudococcidae
Gene: Nadsyn
Product: NAD synthetase
Exons: 4
Coding region: 251-2575 (774 amino acids)
Biological process (GO): NAD+ biosynthetic process
Cellular component (GO): cytoplasm
Molecular function (GO): ATP binding; NAD+ synthase (glutamine-hydrolyzing) activity; glutaminase activity
Source: RefSeq, a predicted model, not a curated record